AUGAGGAAGGUGGACUUUCGACAAACAGGCCACAUCCAUGCGGUAUUUAGAGAGGUAUUUACAGGCGGAUCAAAAGGAAUUGGAAAAGAAAUUGCUUUGGCACUUGUGCAUCAAGGCUGUUCAGUUUCAAUUAUUGCUCGUAACGCUGCGGAUCUUGAUUUGGCUGUAUCCGAAAUUAAUGCAUUAGCUAAAUCAGUCGGUAGUCAAGCUACAGCGCAUGCAUACUUACUUGACGUUGUCGAUGCCUUUGAAGCUAUUGAAAAUGUUGUAAAAAAAGCUGAGGAUGAAGUUGGGCCUAUUGAUAUUUUGAUUAACAAUGCUGGUCGUUCAGUUCAAAAUGCCUUCGAUAUUUUACCGUUGCACGAAUUUGAAGCUCAAUUGAAGAUUAAUUAUCUUAGUGCUGUGCAUGUAACAAGAGCUGUAUUGCCUUCUAUGAAAAAAUUUCAACGUGGAACAAUAGUUUUUGUAUGUACAGCGGCUGCUGAAUGUCCCAUCUGGGGGUAUACUGCGUAUGCAGCAUCUAAAUGUGCUCUUCGUGGUUUUUUCGAAUCUCUUCAUAUGGAAUUACUGCCUUAUAAUAUUGGAGUUUCUAUAAUUUAUCCACCGAAUACUGAUACUGAGGGUUUUCAGGAAGAACUGAAAACGAUGCCGAAAGAAGUUAAAGAAAUAACCGGUUCUGGCGGUAUUGUGAGCCCAAAAUAUGUUGCUGAUUGUUUAUUAAAUGGUAUUGCCAAUGGCAAAACCAAUAUUUACGUCGGUUUUGAAGGAUGGUUACUUGGAUUACUGUCUGCUGGCGGCGCUCCAGAAUCUAGCUUUUUUCAAGUUGUACUUCAGGUUCUGCUUGCUGGAUUGUUACGUGGUAUAAUGCUUAUUUAUAUUGGUAAUUUUAAUCGUGUAGUACAAUGGUGUCGAGCAAAAUAA
This is a messenger RNA of Dracunculus medinensis (Guinea worm), 921 nucleotides long. The record is from the annotation of a GenBank genome assembly. NCBI's taxonomy places the organism in Eukaryota, Metazoa, Nematoda, Chromadorea, Rhabditida, Dracunculidae.